Arctia plantaginis is the source of this 1383-nucleotide messenger RNA. The record is from the annotation of a GenBank genome assembly. Lineage: Eukaryota; Metazoa; Arthropoda; Insecta; Lepidoptera; Erebidae.
AUGGAAAUAGAAGAAAUAGUCUCUCAGUCUUGUUACUCAAUGUUAAAAGGCAAGAUCGAUAAUAAAAUACUAAAAGCUUUAAAAACAAUGGGGAUAGAAAAACCAACACGAAUUCAAGCCGAAGCUUUACCUUAUUUGCUUCGUGGCCAAGAUAUCAUUGGUGCAGCCAAAACUGGAAGUGGGAAAACUUUAGCAUUUUUAAUACCAGUUGUGGAGAAGUUAAUCAAACUAAAAAUGUCUAUUAAAGAAGGUACUGGAUGCAUAAUUUUGUCACCUACAAGAGAGUUAGCAUUGCAAACUUUUAAAGUCUUGGAAAAGUUACUGGAUUUCAUUGAUUUGUCAUGUUGUCUUAUUGUUGGGGGAGAAAAGAAAGCCAAAGAUGUCAUAAAAUUGAAGAAAGGUGCAAAUAUUGUAGUGAGUACACCAGGCCGAUUACUAGACCAUCUUCAAAACACUGAAAACUUCAAUUGUAAUAAUUUGAAAAUCCUAGUUCUGGAUGAGGCAGAUAAACUCUUGGAAGCAGGAUUUGAAAGGCAUAUUACUGGUAUUAUUCAACUGUUACCAACUAAAAGACAAACAGCCUUAUUUAGUGCAACUGUAGAUGAAAAUGUUAAGAAUUUAGCAAGAUUAGCAAUGAGAACAGAUCCUAUUUUAAUAUCAGCUACUGAUAAGCAAACAUCGACUGUCUCAGGACUUCAUCAAGGGUACUACAUUUGCCCAGUAGAGGAAAGAAUGUCAUGGUUAUAUAAAAUGCUGAAAAAAAGUCGAAAAUUAAAAGUAAUGGUAUUCUUCUCAUCCUGCAAAUCUGUAGAUUUUCAUUAUGAUUUCUUCAAGGUACAUUGUAAAGCAUCUGUUUUAAGUAUUCAUGGUCGCCAGAGCCAAGCGAGGCGAAAAGAGGCUUAUCAUGAUUUCAUAGAAGCCAAAACUGGAGUAUUAUUUUGCACGGAUGUAGCAGCUAGAGGCCUAGAUAUACCUUGCGUCGAUUGGAUUGUGCAAUAUGAUCCACCAACUGACCCCAAGGAGUACAUCCAUCGAGUUGGUAGAACGGCUCGCGGACUAAACAAUACCGGCAAUGCAGUUAUACUGCUUAGACCUGAAGAAGUAAAGUUUAUAGAUUUUUUGCAAAAAGAAAAGGUGUAUUUGGAUAAGUAUACAUUUAGUAUGCCUCCAGGUGAAGUACAAGAAAUGCUAGAAGACCUUAUAUUAAAUAAUGGUGUCAUGAAAACAUUGGCAAGAAAAGCGUACCUAUCAUUCCUUAGGUGUUAUAAAACACACCCCCUCAAGAAGGUAUUUGAUAUCAAUACCUUGGACCUGAAGUUAGCGGCGAAAGCAUUUGGAUUUCAAGAACAGCCUCAUGUGGAUUUCUUAUCAAAGAAGAAAUAA